Messenger RNA from Ruditapes philippinarum (Manila clam), 4056 nucleotides. RefSeq lists its product as uncharacterized. Lineage: Eukaryota; Metazoa; Mollusca; Bivalvia; Venerida; Veneridae. Gene Ontology annotation, molecular function: RNA binding. The transcript is spliced from 8 exons. The record is from RefSeq and is a predicted model, not a curated record. The coding region runs from base 1223 to 3100 and encodes 625 amino acids.
UGAACAAACAGAAGAUGAAGUUUUCGGCACAAAUAUCCCACAAACAGUUGUUAUUCCUGAAAUAGACAUUCGAAUACUUAGAUUUAUUCAACAAAAUGAGAAAUUUAAGGAAAUUGUUGAACAAGAAUUACUUAGUCAUCACGCUCAGGUUUAUUGGCCAAAGGGAGGAUCCGACAGUUGCGAAGUCAGAAUCAACUGCAUUGUUGAUGAAUCAAACAUUUUGUCCAAUAGAUUUAUCUUGAGAUGGGAACAAGAAAUUAGAGAAUUUUUCAAAUACUUGAUGGACAAGAUUUAUGUCCAUUGUAUCACCUUAAUCGGUGAAUUUAAUUUUGAUGAUUCGUGUGUUGAAUGCACUGCAGACAAUGAAGAAAACAUACUUGUUCUAUUCGACAAAGGUAAAUCUAUGAUAACUUUUGUGGGUACAUCUCCAAAGCUAGCUUCCACCUUACGAUCCGAGCAUAACUUCUCAGGGGAUGCCGAGGAAGAGUUGAAAGUGGAGAAAGUGUUUCUUGCACAUGCAGUUGAAUUUAAAAUGUUCAGAUCACUGGGAUAUAGAGAGAAAAUAGCAACGGAAGUGCCACACAUUUGUAUAAAGGAGAGGAAGGAUGAUUUAGCUGUUGAAUUAGAAGGGAAUCUGUUAGAUGUAAGGAAAGCAAAACUAAUAAUGCUUGAUAUAAAGAACGAGUUUAAAACUGUAUUUUUCUACCCAUUAUCAGCAUUAUCGUCGAAUCUGUACUCGAAUUUGCCGACAGUCGAUUUUGUAAACAAAAGGCUACAGGAUGCUGGUUUGGAUUGCAUCUGGAGUGUUUCUCAUACAAAAUUAAUCUUAUGUUGCCAAAACAAGUUUGAUUCUGAAAUAUGCAUGGAUGUUAUUAAAGCAUCAGUCAUUGAUGAUGUCAUUCAUCAGCACACAAAUAAAGUUGAAAGCUGUGACUUGCGUCUUGUAGAAAAAAAGAUAAAUGAAAUCGAGGCAAAGUACCCAGGAAAAGUUGCUAUAUCGUUAACAGUAGAUAACAAGAUUCAUCUCUGUUCAACGAAAGACAUACGGGAGGUCAUUCUGGAAGAGUUUAGGGCAACCAUACAAAAGCAGAAUGAUUCAAAUGCAUGUCGUUCUAAAGGUCAUGAUCCACAGGAAGGUCAAGGCCGUGGUCAAGGGAUGAAUUUUCCAUUUGGACCUGGUGGACCUUGACAGAUAACUUAUGGUUAUUCUCUUGGGUAUCCAAUGUUUGGCAUGCCACCCCUGAAUCAAUUUAAUAUCAAAGAAGAGGAACCAGUAGACCCCGAGCCUGAAAACAGGGAACCAUCUGAACCAGAAACGCCCGAGGAGAACCAAAGAAAAAUAGUUGUAAGCAAUCUACCAUCAACAGCCCAUGAUGAAUACUUACAGAUGUUUUUUGACAAUAAACGGAAGUUCAAAGGAUGUGAUGUUUAUAGUGUUGAAAUGGAUGAAGAUGGGACAUCUGCCAUUAUUGAGUUUGAGACACCAGAAGCUGUAGAUAUUGUCCUGAGCAAAUGUCCACUAAAGAUGAUGGGACAAGAAGUUGAAAUUUCAAAGUACGAGCCACCUCCAUCGGUUUUGUUAUGCACCGUAGAAGUGACCGGACCGUGUAGUGUGGUAAGCGAAGAUUAUCUUGAGGGACUAGAAAUGUACUUUGAGAGUAAAAAUCGAUCCGGAGGUGAUGAUGUUGUUGAUAUAAAGUUUGAUACACUAAAUAACAUGGUCCUUGUCACGUUUGACAGUGAAGAAGUUGCACAGAGGGUUGUAGAGAAAGAACAGCAUUCAAUAAAGAAUGAGAAACUCAAUGUUAAAAUUCACAUUCCGUCCAAAAAGUCGGAAAAUCCAGAUGACAUGGCGGAGGAAAUGGAAGAGGAGGAAGAGACUGAGCCACCUAAAACAAUAAAAGUAAAAGGGAUUAACAAAUCUACAUCGAGAGAUACAGUCGAGUUUUAUUUUGAGCAUUCCCGGCGAUCAGGAGGAGGUGAUAUAGAGACCAUUAAAAGUGAUGAUGAGGAUGAAGAUGUCCUUUACAUCACGUUUAAAUCAACCGAGGUGGCUGUAAGUGUAUCGAAGAGAACUCACAAACUGGAAGGAAAAUCAUUAAAUGUUUCCCUGUAUGUGCCCCCUGUAGCACCUCCAUCGUACGACAACAAAAUUCUGCUUAAAGGAUUGCAAGCCAGUACAACUCAAGAUUGUUUGUUCACUUUUAUCGAGGCGAAAUCUGGAUGCGUGCCAGAAACAAUGGACUAUCAUUCUGAACAAGAGGAUGUUGUUAUUAUUACCUUUAGUGAACCACCAGACUUUAAGAAAUUGGAGAGUGCAUUUGAUAAAUAUAAACUGGAAGGAGCGUCACUGAAGAUAUGUCCUGUACCGAUAUCAAACUGUAUCAUUGUGGCAAAUUUGGCCUCCGAUGUCACCAUAGACACCAUUGAGUUUUACUUUGAAAACAAAAGAAAGAGUGGGGGUGGAGAAGUUGAAAAAGUUGUGAUGAAUGAGGAUGACACGUGUCUUGUUUACUUUGCUGAUUACACAGUGAUUGAUGAUGUGUUAGAAAAAGAACAUACACUCAAUAGACAGCUGCUUGAUGUAAAAAGAUAUCAGGAAUGUCUUGGUCGUCCUGAGGGAGAAAUAGCGGAAAGUGUAUUACGCCUUCCUGAAGAUCUUGUUCUUAUAAAUGUUGAUGCCCAGAAAUUAAAGUUAAUGAAAUAUUCCGAUGCUUUUCGUUUGGAAAUAGAAAGACAACUUGACUCUUGUUAUGCUACGAUUGUUUGGCCAGAAGAAGGUGGAGAAGUUAUUUUAAAAUGCACAUUGACAACUGAGGUCAAAGACUGCUCCAAAUUGAUAAAAACGUGGAAAAACACAGCAGCGGAAAUUUUUGAAGACUUUAUGAAACUCAUCAUAGUGAAAAAGGUGCAGAUACUGCAGGAUAUAUGGGGCAAGGUGAUGGAGGAACUACAGACGUUCUAUUUAGAAAACCCUAAAACAGUUGCUAUAUUUGUAGAUAAGAAUGAAGGUGUUAUAACAGUGGCCGGAAUUAAGAAAGUAGCUGAAGAUCUUUCAACAAAGAUUGAAAAUAUGACAAAAGUAGUUAUGGCGAAGUAGAAAAAGAGCGUGUAAAAAAUAAAAGAAACCAUCACAUCCUUGAAAAAUAUUGAAACUAGAAUGCUUUUAGCUGAUAAAUUUCCUACAGAAAUUGAAAAACUUUUCCCAUACCUGAAAGUUAAGAUAAAUCAGAACAAAAAUGAAACUCUCUUUGAAGGGCCGCUAGUGCAGGUACGAGAUGCUAAAUUAAAGAUGUAUGAAUUGAAGGCUGGAUUUGCUAUAGAUCGCUCCAAAAAUGUUUCGGAACUUGCCACAGGAACAUGUUAUAGACAAGCUUAAAGCUUAACAGGUAGUUACACUUUCACCGUUUCCACUCAAUCCAUGGUGUGUCAUUUAUCACAGAGCCUAGUAACUAUACAAUAGAAGAAUUUCCUGUGUUCUCUAAUUGAUUUUAGUCAAAGAUCAAUGUCAGUGACCUUGCAUUUGACAUUUUUAUAGUAACUGGACAAUCGUUAGACACAGAACCUUAAAAUUGUUUGAGAACAUUAAAAAGUGUUUAGGAUCUAUUUUACAGUAAUUUUGUACAUGGAUUUUGACUUCAUGUCUGCCCACAACUUAAAAAAUAUUAAUAAUUUAACAUAUAGUCUUCUUAUUUUAUUCUCUAAUUAUUAUUUUUCUUAACACCUGAUAAUGUUCUUUAAUUAUUUCUGCUCAUGACCGUAACGCAUUGUCACUGCUAAGGAUGAGGCAUAUGUUUUAUUUUGACAUAUUUUAUUUGCUUAGUACAUUAAUUAAAUCUUAUAUUAAAUAUUUUUCAUCAAGCUUCAUUUUUUGUUGCUCUUUUUAUUUAUUUACAGUGUAAAUUAUUCUUUAAAAAUUGACCAAGGAAAGAAAUAUUAAUUUUUUUGAGCGCAUUGUUAAAGAAUCAUAUAAUGCUCAGUUUGAGUUUAAAUGCAUAGGAAUGUUAUCACGGUUGAUAUUUCUCUUCAAUUAUUUAUUACAGUUUUGUUAAUAAA